This is a messenger RNA of Arabidopsis thaliana (thale cress), 2316 nucleotides long. It is a transcript of the gene MNS2, whose product is annotated as alpha-mannosidase 2. Gene Ontology annotation, molecular function: mannosyl-oligosaccharide 1,2-alpha-mannosidase activity; calcium ion binding. The transcript has 13 exons. Bases 157 to 1383 code for a protein of 408 amino acids. Gene Ontology annotation, biological process: N-glycan processing; carbohydrate metabolic process. The record is from RefSeq and is marked reviewed. Gene Ontology annotation, cellular component: membrane; Golgi membrane. NCBI's taxonomy places the organism in Eukaryota, Viridiplantae, Streptophyta, Magnoliopsida, Brassicales, Brassicaceae.
CCAAACCCAAACCAACUGAUUUAAACCGGAUCAUUCCCUCUCUUUACUCUGAUCCGAUCUCUUCCUCUCUUUUUAAUUCAUGGUUUCAAUUUCUUCUUCUUCUCCUUUUUCAAAAAUUUGUCACCUCCGAGAUCAGAUCUGAUCGUCGGAAUUGAGAUGGCGAGGAAUAAACUUGUAAGUGGUAGUCAUGGGAUAUGGAAAUAUUUCAACCCAGCGUUUUAUCUCCGAAGACCAAGACGUCUUGCUUUGCUCAUCAUCCUCUUCGUCUCUGUUUCAAUGGUUGUUUGGGAUCGUCAAUCUCUUUCCCGAGACUACCAGUUUGAAGUUUCCAAGUUAAAUGAAGAAGUUUUGCGGUUGCAGCAGAUGUUGGAAGAGAUAAAGAGCGUCACUGAGGAUGUGUCUGUCAAUAGUUUGAAGGAUGUUCAGGAAGAUCCAGUUGAUGCUCAGCGAAUGCAGAGAGUUAAAGAGGCAAUGGUUCAUGCUUGGAGUUCAUAUGAAAAGUAUGCCUGGGGACAAGAUGAGCUUCAGCCCCAGACAAAGGAUGGUGUUGACAGCUUUGGUGGCCUGGGUGCAACUAUGAUAGAUGCAUUAGACACACUAUAUAUAAUGGGUCUAGAUGAGCAGUUUCAGAAAGCCAGAGAGUGGGUAGCAAGCUCAUUAGAUUUCGACAAGGAUUAUGCUGCCAGUAUGUUUGAGACAACCAUAAGAGUGGUAGGAGGGCUUCUCAGUGCGUAUGAUCUUUCUGGGGAUAAAAUUUUCCUUGAAAAGGCUAUGGAUAUUGCAGACAGAUUAUUGCCUGCAUGGGACACUCAAUCGGGUAUACCAUAUAAUAUUAUCAACUUGAAGCAUGGAAAUGCUCACAAUCCUACAUGGGCGGGGGGAGACAGUAUUCUUGCAGAUUCUGGUACUGAGCAGCUUGAAUUUAUUGCCCUUUCCCAGAGGACAGGGGACCCAAAAUAUCAGCAAAAGGUAGAAAAGGUUAUUUCAGUGCUAAAUAAGAACUUCCCUGCUGAUGGUUUACUUCCGAUAUAUAUAAAUCCCGAUACAGCUAAUCCAUCGCAGUCUACAAUAACAUUUGGUGCCAUGGGAGACAGCUUUUACGAAUAUUUGCUCAAAGUUUGGGUGUUUGGGAACAAAACUUCAGCAGUGAAACACUAUAGAGAUAUGUGGGAGAAGUCAAUGAAUGGUCUGCUAAGCUUGGUUAAGAAAUCAACACCUUUGUCGUUUACAUAUAUCUGUGAGAAGAGUGGAAAUUCUUUGAUCGAUAAGAUGGAUGAAUUGGCAUGCUUUGCUCCUGGAAUGUUGGCUUUAGGAGCAUCUGGGUAUAGUGAUCCUGCUGAAGGAAAGAAGUUUCUCACACUCGCUGAAGAGGUAAACUUAUGACUUGAAUGAUCUUUGAUCAUAGCGUCGUAAGUGCUUCAGAUCUUUCGAAUUUUUCGCUCUCUGCUUUUCUGAUUUAGGCUGCUGAGAUAUAGCCUUUAUUGCUAUUUUCCACAUAUUUUGCAGCUUGCGUGGACAUGUUAUAACUUUUACCAAUCAACUCCAACAAAACUGGCUGGGGAGAAUUAUUUCUUCAACUCUGGGAGUGACAUGAGUGUUGGAACGUCGUGGAACAUCUUGAGACCAGAAACUGUCGAAUCACUGUUUUACCUCUGGCGGUUAACUGGAAACAAGACAUAUCAAGAGUGGGGAUGGAAUAUAUUUGAAGCAUUUGAGAAGAACUCGCGCAUAGAGUCUGGAUAUGUUGGUUUGAAGGAUGUUAAUACAGGCGUUAAGGACAACAAGAUGCAAAGUUUCUUCCUUGCAGAGACACUCAAGUAUCUCUAUCUACUCUUCUCGCCGACAACAGUCAUUCCUUUAGACGAGUGGGUAUUCAACACCGAAGCUCAUCCACUUAAGAUUAAGUCUCGAAACGAUCAGGUAAAUCUCAAACAAUCCAACAAAGUACUGCUACGAAAACCGGCAUUUAGAAUACGCCAGAGGCAUUAUGGUCGGAUAACAAAGAAGUAAAACUCCCUGGAGAGGUCACAGUGUGAUUCGUAGGAGGGGCUCUAUGGAUAUAUCUUAACAGAGCAAUUGGAUUUAGCUUGGCUAUUCAAAGACCCUUUUAUUUAAGAAACCAUUUUUGGAAAGAUUUCAAGAUAUAGACUAUUGUUGUACUAGUUGGGAUCAGAACCCAAACAGGUUCACCACAGUUUACACCUUGUGUUUUGUAUCCUUACUCCUUAGAUUAUAAAUUAAGAGUAUUAUCUUCUGUUUUGUAUUCGACAAAAGAUCAAUGUAUAAAAGUUUAUAUAAAAGACUGCAACAAUGCAG